ACCCGGUAGCUACAAUAAUUGUAAUACAUAAUAGAAAAGAAGAAGAAGAAUAUUUGCAACCGGAGAUUCUCAUCGGAAAGGUUUCAGAUCGGUUCUACUUGUGAGAAUCGAAGAGUCCAUGGUUGAGUCUAGCUGGGUGUCACUGGUCCAUCAUUUCUCAAUAGAUUUUUAUGAAACGUGACGGACUAACUUUUUGCUCGUUAAUAUCGGCUCUUGCUGCUCUUGGUUGUUGAAUCCAGGGUGAGAUGGAGUCCUACCGGAAACCUGUGAAAUCAGACUGUGAGGCGUUACUCAGCCGCUUCCGACAAACGCAGUCUGUCAGAUUUGAGGUUUUCUCAAACAUUUGGAAGGAGAUGAAGUUCGUUCAGAUCUUCAGACAGAGCCACAACAAGCGAGCCUUCUGCCGAAUGGUCCUGGACGUAGCUUACUGCUACUUCAUGCCCCCGUUCAGCUUCCAGAUCCGUGUGGGUGGUCUCUACCUGCUGUACAGCUUCUACCACUGCCAGAACACCUCACCUCCAGAGCAGAUCCGUGUGGCCCUGAAGGACUGGGAGGAUGUGAGAAACUUUGAGAAGGAAUCAUUGGAUGCUCAACACCUCGAUGUUGCCUACAUCUUACAACAGCUUUUGACUUGCAAAGCUUUCCUCUUCACUGCAAUGCCCACUCUGCUUCAUUACAACAGAAAGAGGACUGAGGAGAAGCCAGAGCUUUGUGAUGAGUUCAUGGAACGACCAUGUCGCCCCCAGGAACUGAUAAAUACUCAGCUGACUGAGGAAAUGUCAAAUAUCCAUGAGCUAUACAAAAAUAUGAAGGCGUCCAUCAGCUCCCAGAUGUCCACAGCAGAUGCUGCGUCUGUCAGCCUGAUCCGUGAUGGAAUUGUGUCGGAGCUCUGCAGUGCUGUUAUGGAAUUCUACAACUGGCAGCAGAACAAGGAUACAGUCGAUGAAGCCCAGCCCAGCCAGGAAAGGAUUUCAUCUCAGCAGGAGUGUUCCAACAGAGCCAAACUCCUGGCAUCCAUCAAAUCUAAGGCUUAUGAAGAAGCAUCAGAGGCUGUAAAGUCACGGCGCCAUCGUCAGGUGGAGAUCGAUUUACCUGCUGAGGAAGACAAAUCCUUCCUGAAGCUACAUCAUUCCAGAGUGCCAAAGCCAUCUCUCAAAAACAGAACUAAAGAGCAGAUCCGUAUGUCAGGCAACAUGGGGAGAGAAGCUGCAAGGACCACCCUGAUAAACCAUCUGGUUACCCUGGAGCCCGCUUUACAAGAAAAAAUCAAAAAUGAAAGAAGAUUCAAGUCUUUGAAUGAACAUCUGGAGUCGCAAACAAUCUCAACAUCUCACUGAUGUUUUUAUCUGGUUUUAAAAGUUUGACUGUUCAAAAUGAGAACAUUUCUUCCAUGUUAACUGGCUUAGAGGCCUGCAGCAGUGUUUCAAAGUUGGGCCUAAGGCACUAUGUUGUCGGUGUGGCCCCCAUUCAAGGCCGAACUCAGAUGACCCUGCAGAUCUGCUCUGCUGAGUUCCAACUCAGGAACAGUCCCAUAUGGACUGGAGUACCAGACACACAUCAGGUUCAGAAUGUAGGAUUGGCUGCUUAGGAUACAUGAGCUUUGAUUGGAUGAAGAAUUUGAAAGAACCAAUCAGUACGGUUCCCUAUGGGGAUGGAGUCUCUCCUUUUCUUCAUAGCUGACCGUUGAACACACCUCUGCUGCUGCUGCUUUGAAAAAACAAUGUGGUUGUAGUGUUUCUGUCACUGGACUCUAAUGAAAAGAUAAAGAGAACUGGGAAGCUGCUGUGUCACAAAUACUGAGAAUUUAUCAGCCACCCACACAUUUAUCUGUACACCUCAAAAAAUUAGAGCUCACCUCACUGAGUGUCGGUGACAAAGUAGAAGAGUGUUUUUGUCCAGCUUUUGGACUUUGCGAUGAGUUCACACAAGCCGAGCAAGUGCUAUGGUGUAGCUUGGUGCGCGCAUUGUCAGUGAAUCCAGUUUAUUUGUAUUAAUUUCAGUAACAAGGCAGUUCAAAGUGCUUUACAUAACAA
Molecule: messenger RNA, 2033 nt
Organism: Poecilia latipinna (sailfin molly)
Lineage: Eukaryota; Metazoa; Chordata; Actinopteri; Cyprinodontiformes; Poeciliidae
Product: snRNA-activating protein complex subunit 1-like
Exons: 10
Coding region: 246-1337 (363 amino acids)
Biological process (GO): snRNA transcription by RNA polymerase III; snRNA transcription by RNA polymerase II
Cellular component (GO): snRNA-activating protein complex
Molecular function (GO): sequence-specific DNA binding
Source: RefSeq, a predicted model, not a curated record